Molecule: messenger RNA, 1776 nt
Organism: Dichomitus squalens LYAD-421 SS1
Lineage: Eukaryota; Fungi; Basidiomycota; Agaricomycetes; Polyporales; Polyporaceae
Product: DEAD-domain-containing protein
Exons: 8
Coding region: 1-1776 (591 amino acids)
Biological process (GO): rRNA processing
Cellular component (GO): nucleolus
Molecular function (GO): RNA binding; RNA helicase activity; ATP binding
Source: RefSeq, a predicted model, not a curated record
AUGUCAGAGAAGAGGAGUAAAAAGGACAAGAAGGAUAAGAAGAAAAGGGCCUCUGCCCUCGAGGCUGAGGGUGCUGAGAAGGGCAUGGCAGUAGAUCCUCCAGGUGUGAUCGAGGACGUGGCAUCAGAGAAGAAGCGCAAACGUGAGGCGGAGGAGGGUGUGGCGGAGGAUGCGAGCGCGUCCAAGAAAGAAAAGAAGAGGAGGAAAAAGGAGGCUGCUGCUGCUGCCGCCGCCGAACACACUCCUGACGACCCAGUCCCCGAGCCUGAAGUCAGCAGUUCCGAGCCGCAAUCAACAAAGGAGAAGAAGGGCAAGAGAGACAAGAAAGCAAAGAAGGACAAGAAGGGAGUCCCUGUCGAUCCUUCGUCUUCAUCUUCGUCGUCCCCUGCGUCCGCGACCCCAGUCGACAUAGAAGCCUUCCUUCAGAAGAACGAGAUCACGCUCACGAUACCCGACGGCAGCGCGCCGUUCACGCCGGUCCUCUCCUUCGCCGCGCUCGACAUCCCGCCAAAACUACGCGCAGCGUUCGACGGGUUCAAGGAGCCUACCCCCAUCCAGGCCUGCUCGUGGCCGCCUGCGUUGGAAUGGCGAGACGUCGUAGGUAUCGCUGAGACCGGAAGUGGGAAGACGCUCGCGUUCGGCCUGCCCGCACUCGCACGGCUCCUCGCCUCCCCAAUCGACAAGAAAUCCAAGGGUACGACGGUGUCGGUGCUCGUCGUAGCUCCGACGCGUGAGCUUGCCAUCCAGACGCACGAGACCCUCGACAAGCUCGGGGAACCGUUCGGGAUCGCAAGCGUCGCGGUGUUCGGGGGCGUCGACAAGGGCCCGCAAAUCAAGGCGCUUAAGAACAUGAACAAGGACAAGGGCAAGGGGACGACGACGCGGAUUGUCGUGGGCACUCCGGGGCGGAUAUUGGAUCUGGUGAACGAGGGUGCCUGUGAUCUGAGCAGGGUGUCGUAUCUCGUGCUGGACGAGGCGGACCGGAUGUUGGACAAGGGGUUCGAGAACGAUAUCCGGAACAUCAUCGGGCACACGAUGCAGGGGCCGGAGAGGCAGACGUUGAUGUUCAGCGCAACCUGGCCCGAUGCCGUGCGGAGACUCGCUGCGACGUUCCAGCGCGAUCCUGUCAGAGUGACAGUUGGAAGUGACGACCUAACUGCAAACAGCAGGGUCGAGCAAGUGGUGGAGGUGUUUGACGAGCCUCGAGAGAAAGACUCGCGGUUGCUUGGCCACCUGCGGACACUCAUGCCCAAGAAAUCGAAGGGCUCUACGGACGACGCGCGUAUCCUCAUCUUUGCACUGUACAAGAAGGAAGCCCAACGAGUGGACAGCAUGCUCCGAAGCAAAGGCUUCUCGGUAGGCGGUCUGCACGGCGACAUGUCGCAGGCGGCGCGUAUCGAGGCGCUGCAGAAUUUCAAGACGGGGGCGACGAGCCUGCUGGUCGCAACUGACGUCGCGGCGCGCGGGCUGGAUAUCCCGAACGUUGCGGCUGUGAUCAACUACACGUUCCCGCUCACGAUCGAGGACUACAUCCACCGGAUCGGGCGGACAGGUCGGGGAGGCAAGAGCGGCAAGUCGAUCACGUUCUUCACGGGGGAGGCGCACGAGCGCGCGCUGGCGGGAGAGCUGGCGCGGGUACUGAGGGAGAGCGGGUUCGAGGCGGAGGGCUUGCACAAGUUCCCGAUGACGAUCAAGAAGAAGACGCACAGUGCGUACGGGGCGUUCUUCCGCGACGACAUCCCGACGCCCAAGGGCCCGACCAAGAUCACGUUCUGA